AGAUCAGUGGUAGGGAUCCUUUAGCGGUGAGAAAACACGUUGUUUUCUAAUCAUUUCCUCCUGAAAAUGGCGGCUGUAUUGGAUGAGGUCGGCAAGUCCGCCGAGAAACUUGUAGACGAAGAAAAAGAUGAAAUUGUCGAAGUAGAAGAUGAAGCCGGUGCCAGCGAUGCGGCUAAAAAAAAGAAGAAGAAGAAGAAGAAGAAGGCCGGUGCUGGAGCAGCAAGUGCUGAUGUUCCAGAGGGAGGGGAAGAAAAAGCUCAAGCCGAGGACGCAUCACCCGAAGUAGAAGUCACUGAAAAUGGCGGAGACUCAGAGGAGACCAAGAAAAAGAAGAAAAAGCGUAAGCCACGUGGAAAAGCAGGUGGUGUAAAGCAGCAGACAGAUCCCCCUACAAUUCCGAUAUCGGAUUUGUUUCCCGAUGGAAAUUUUCCAAUUGGUGAAAUCCUAGUGCAUCCUCCUGCAACAGGAAUCGAUGAAAAAACAGCCAAGGAUCGUUUCAGCAGUGAGGAGGCACGAACCCUCGAUAGAAUGCACAAUGACAUUUACAACGAAGCUAGACAAGCUGCUGAAGCCCAUCGGCAAACCAGAAAACACAUAAAGAACUGGGUAAAGCCAGGCAUGACCAUGAUAGAAAUUUGCAAUGAGUUGGAAAAUACUGCAAGGCAAUUGAUCGGAGAGGACGGAUUAAAAGCUGGUCUGGCAUUCCCGACAGGAUGUUCACGUAAUCAUUGCGCAGCCCACUAUACUCCAAAUGCAGGGGAUCCAACGGUCUUGGAGUACGACGAUGUGACAAAAAUUGAUUUUGGAACACAUAUCAACGGUCGUAUAAUCGAUUGUGCUUUCACCCUGGCAUUUAAUCCGAAGUAUGAUAAGCUGAUCGAGGCCGUUCGGGACGCAACUAAUACCGGAAUAAGAGCGGCAGGAAUUGACGUACAGCUAUGCGACGUCGGAGCCGCUAUUCAAGAAGUCAUGGAGUCUUACGAAGUCGAAAUAGAUGGAAAAACUUAUCAGGUUAAAUCUAUAAGAAAUCUGAACGGACACUCCAUAGCACCGUAUCGAAUUCAUGCGGGAAAAACUGUCCCAAUCGUAAAAGGUGGCGAAGCAACCAGAAUGGAAGAGAACGAAUUUUAUGCCAUCGAAACCUUUGGAUCGACUGGGCGGGGAAUAGUCCAUGACGAUCUCGAUUGCUCUCAUUACAUGAAGAGUUUCGACGCUGGAUUUGUACCCCUAAGACUGCAGAGCAGCAAGUCCUUAUUGAACACGAUCAACAAACAUUUCGGUACGCUAGCUUUUUGCAAACGCUGGCUGGACCGUGCAGGCUGCACAAAGUAUCAAAUGGCGUUGAAAGAUCUUUGUGACAAAAAUGCAGUAGAGGCUUACCCGCCUUUGGUUGAUAUCAAAGGUUGUUAUACAGCUCAGUUUGAGCACACUCUGGUUCUGCGACCAACAUGCAAGGAAGUUAUUUCCCGGGGAGAUGAUUACUAAUCGAAAGAUCGUAGUAAUUGCACACUUAUGUGAGACGCAGCAGUUUAAUCAUUCGUUGGCGACUAUUGUGUCGCAGGGUAAAAUGUAAGUCGAUACGUUGGUAAGAGAUAAGCCUAUCCACACCGCUGGUGAUCGAAGCCUUCGAUACCUACUCGAAAUUACCUAUUUUAGAAUACAUUCAACGAAUCUAUUCGUACAACUAUGGUAUUGACUUUGACGUGAACGUUGAAUCGAACAUCAAAUUAUAAUUUUUGGAAAUCGUGUGAUGAUUUUUUGUAAUGAUUGUGUAUAAAAUUUAUGUACACACCACUCAUACCUGUGUAAGUACGGAUAUAUGAUGCACGUGUAUGCAUUGCGUGCGCCUUCCACACGCUACAUUAUUCAUAUACAUGUAUGUAUACACAAACAUAUUGUCCCUGUAUAUCAUUUACAUAUGUAUACAUACGCAUCAUGGAUAAAAAAAAUUUCUUAUUUCUCCUCUUCACUUUAAAUCAAAUAACAGAGUAUUUCAUAGUGUCGCUGUAUUUGAAUAUUGCUUUAUUUUAUACCAUUGUGUGUUAUUUCCCAAUGAUCGGAAAUAACGGGAAUAGAAACUUAACGUUAAUGUUAAAUAAAAUAUGUUUGACAUCAUUAACUUUA
Athalia rosae (coleseed sawfly) is the source of this 2124-nucleotide messenger RNA. RefSeq names its product methionine aminopeptidase 2 (gene und). The record is from RefSeq and is a predicted model, not a curated record. Gene Ontology annotation, biological process: proteolysis. The transcript is spliced from 6 exons. NCBI's taxonomy places the organism in Eukaryota, Metazoa, Arthropoda, Insecta, Hymenoptera, Athaliidae. Bases 67 to 1485 code for a protein of 472 amino acids. Gene Ontology annotation, molecular function: metalloaminopeptidase activity.